AGGAGGAAAUGAUGCAAAAGAGCUGGGAUCAAUACUGCAAAAAGACAUUUCGGAGAGCAUCAAGAUUCAAUCUUGCUUUUUAUGAUUAUUAUUUUAAGAAGGGGAAUUUGGCAACUACUUUUCCUUCCAACAGUUUAUGAAAAGUACAAAUGCCAAAACUGUGGAGGAAAAAUACAGCAUUUUAUCAAAUAGUUGCUUCCUAUUACAGUCGCAAAUCUGCAUCUCAAAAGCUCUCCUUUAGCAUCAGGAAUUGUACAGUGUGUACUCCUAAUUGACAAGAAUGGCAAGUAACCCCUCAGUGGCUAUGCUUAGUAAAGUUCUUGAGCAGCAAAUGCUCCAAACAACUGAGAUAGUGGAACAGCAUCUAGAUACAGAGAUUGAAAAGUUUGAGAAGAUGGAUGCAGAUGAACUAGAGAAACUUCGAGAAAAGAGGCUUGAAUCAAUGAAGAAAGCGCAGCAUCAGAAACAGGAAUGGCUUUCCAAGGGCCAUGGUGAAUACAAGGAGAUUCCCAGUGAAAAAGAUUUUUUUCAAGAGGUUAAAGAGAGUAAAAAUGUGAUUUGCCACUUUUACAGAGAUACUACAUUUAGAUGCAAGAUAGUAGACAAGCACUUGGCUAUUCUGGCUAAAAAGCAUGUGGAAACAAAGUUUAUCAAAUUGAAUGCAGAAAAGGCUCCUUUCCUUUCUGAAAGAUUACGAAUCAAAAUAAUCCCAACAAUGGUUCUGGUAAAAGACGGAAAAGCUAAAGACUAUAUAGUUGGGUUUGAUGACCUUGGUUGCACAGACAACUUCACAACUGAAACUUUAGAAUGGCGACUGGGCUGUGCUGCUGUCAUUAACUACAGUGGAAAUUUGAUGGAACCGCCUUUCCAGCUGCAAAGAAAAAGUGGAUGUAUCACUAAAAUGGAGAAAAGAGCAAUUCGAGGAAAAAGUAAUGAUUCUGAUUCAGAUGAUGAUGAUUAAAGUAUGUUUCUUGAUCCUAAAUCUUGCUUCUAAUUUAAUCUUUUUGUUUUUCUUCUAUCCUACUCAUUGUCAACUUUAGUUUUAACAGAUGACAUUUUUAAUUUUUGUAGAUUAAUAAAACUCCAAAUACAAUUACAUUGUAAACACUGACUUUGUCAAAUAUUGACUGCUGAAAAGAUUUUUUUAGAAAUGUUCCACAAAUGUGACACAGCCAUUUAUUUUGCUGCAACUACACUGCAAGUCUUUCUUUUGUAACAAAUGCACAACACUUGCAUCACUUACUAGUCAAAUAUUUAUACAAACAUUGUACUUAGUAAUAAACUGGAAGGACUCGUUCAUUCA
Stegostoma tigrinum is the source of this 1303-nucleotide messenger RNA. It is a transcript of the gene txndc9, whose product is annotated as thioredoxin domain containing 9. Gene Ontology annotation, biological process: microtubule cytoskeleton organization. The transcript is spliced from 5 exons. Gene Ontology annotation, cellular component: cytoplasm. Bases 281 to 961 code for a protein of 226 amino acids. NCBI's taxonomy places the organism in Eukaryota, Metazoa, Chordata, Chondrichthyes, Orectolobiformes, Stegostomatidae. The record is from RefSeq and is a predicted model, not a curated record.